UGGGUGUCAACUUUCGAUGGUUGCCUGAUUGCGAGUUGGUUUCCGGAGGCCUGCUGCUGUUGCUGAAUCAACCCUCUUUAAUCCCGAGCUUUUCAUAUCAGGGGUCCAUCACUUCUUACCCAACGUCGACUUCGCCUGGAAAUAGGUCCUGGUUCUAAGGAACUCAGGUAUAAGUCCUGACAGGUCGCCGGUGCGAAACUUCCCAUUUGAAACAAUAUACUAAUACCUUUGGCUUUGUUGAUACAGCAAAUUGUCAUGACGUCGCCUCUUCUGUUUCUGCUGGCCCUCUGUGCGUCUCUGCUCUCCCUCACUUCCGCGCAGACCAGUCUCGUGUUCAACCGCUCAUGGCAACCCUGCGGAACUUUUGAUCGCGUUCUCGGGGGAAUACCUGAAGCCGAUCCCGUCGACGACUGCACUAACCCGGAGCAAGAGGCUGCCAUCCGGCAGGCCUUCAAUGACGCUGUCGUACUGGCUGCCAAUGCACGCGAUGGAAUGCGGAAUGGACCACGCCCACAUGUAUGGGCUUACUACGACCGCGUCUUCAAACACGCUACAACGCCCGGCGCUACCUACAGCUGGCGCAAGGUCGCACACCUUCGACCGAGUAGCCCGCCAAACGAAAUUCCCAACGAGAUCAUCUUCCACUGCGGCGACCGCUGGCACGCUGCCGUCGCCAGGCGAGCUACAAAUUACGGUGUUACCGGAGACGCAAGCAGCCCGCAGAGCGGCCUCGGUGCCCAUGUCUGCGAAGCAAGCUCUGGGGCCUUCAUGUCUCGAAUCAAGAGCGGCACAUUCCCCCCCGACGUUUUCUCCGACUUUGGACCCCAAGGCGCUUUUCGAUCCGGCGUGCACAUCACGAUUUGCCCCCAUUUCUACGAUUGGCCUGCUCUCAACAACAUCCGAACGGUCACCGAGAAUCUGGAGUUCGCACACCAAAACAAUCAGGCUUGGUUCAUGCUCCACGAGAUGAUGCACGCUUACAGCGAGAGCAUCCUUGAUGCCGGUUACGGUCACGCAGGAAUUGUCAAUGUCUCGGACAGGAUCCUCCCGCCGGACCGUCUCCAUAUCACACCAUUGACCAACGCAGACACUUGGGCGAUAUUCGCAAUGGUUAUUUCACCUGUUGGCGGCAUGAACCUGUGGGAUUGGACAACUGGGUUUGCAGUCAGGACGCCGGCAAGCCCCGCAUGA
Molecule: messenger RNA, 1191 nt
Organism: Chaetomium strumarium
Lineage: Eukaryota; Fungi; Ascomycota; Sordariomycetes; Sordariales; Chaetomiaceae
Exons: 4
Coding region: 256-1191 (311 amino acids)
Molecular function (GO): metallopeptidase activity
Source: RefSeq, a predicted model, not a curated record